GUGUAAGUAAAAAACAGUGAAAACAUGUUUCAUAUUCCAAAACCAAAAAAAUUAAAAUUCUUUUUCUCUCCUUUGUCCCAACGUAACCGCAAGAAAACCCAAUAGUGUUGUUUUCUUUCAAAUUUUCAACCCAACAAUUUCUUCCUUGUUUCUCAUCACACUCCCACUUCACAAUCUUCAAACUCUUCAUCACAUGCAUUUCUCACACUCCUUUGAUACCGUUAACUUUCCGACCAAUCCCUACCGUGAUCGUCAUCGUCGCCGCCGUAUUACGGCGGAGGAGGAGUAAAUAAAUGCGUGUUACAGUCGAUCUAGGGUUUUAUUCUUUCCUUUUCAUCGCUUUAUUCUGCGUUGUGUUGCCGGUGAUUGGAUUCUUCAUACGUUACAAGUGGCGCCGUGCGGCAGAGAGGGCGGAGGAGGUUAGGAGAUUGUUGAUUUUCGCGGCCGAGGAGUCUGCUAGGGUUGAGCGUGAGGCGGCAACUUCGUAUCAAUAUGUCACCGCUGCGAAUUCGUAUCAAAUUCAAAACGAUGCCGUUCCAGCUUCGUAUCAAUAUGUGAACAAGAAUUUGUAUCAAAACGUUGCUGUUUCGGUUGCUAAGAAUAAGAAUAAGAAUAAUCAAUGUGCUGUGUGUUUCUCUCCCACUACAACGCGGUGUUCAAAGUGCAAAUUGGUUCAUUACUGUUCUGCUAAGUGUCAAUUUGCUCAUUGGCGUCAAGGUCACAAAGACAAAUGCCAUCCUCCCGGUACAGCUCGCCAGAGCCAGGCUGAUAAUCUGGAAUGCGAUAUUGGUAAGAAGGUAGUUGAGCCAGACCACCGUGGAAUCAAUGAUGAGAAGUCUCGGGUUGAAAGCCCAGAAGAUAGAACAUCCUCUGAGAAACCUCCAUUCUCUGAUGUAAAACCUCCCAAAAUUUCAUGUGCAGCGAAUGAUAAUGCAAGGGUUGAGUCUCUUGCAGAGGAGAAUACUGCAGACUCUAAUUCUGAAUUAUCAUGCAACUCAUUUUCUGGAUUCUCUGCUUCCACUGGUGCUAACGAGUCAUCUGAUGAUUCAUCUGGUUGUGAGAGUAUCAUCUCAAAUGAACAUGUUAGAUCCGAGGGACAUAUUUGUACUGACCCCACUUUUGACGACUUGGACAACACAUCAAAUGGUCAUAGCAUCGGUGCAACCAUCCCAUUGUCACCUAAGUUUGCUAGUUUGGUUGAUUCAGUUAUACCUGUUUUUGGUAAAGAAGAGAUUAAGCUCACAUCAAACGGUAGAUCAGGUUUGACGACGCAGAAAGGGGGAACAACAGAACCUUCUAAUGCGUCUUCUGAAUUUUGGAAUUGCACUCUUGAUUUAAAGGGGACAAAAGAUGACUCUUUUGCUGACACUCUUCCAUCUCACUCUAAUGAAUCUCGUACGAAGUCUGUUGGGAAAAAUAUUCCACAUGCAGGAUCAGGAUCAGGAUCUUUUCAGAACGAAGGUCUUGUCUCUUCACGUCGUGCAGAUGCUUCAAGCAUCAAUAACUCAUACACUGUUGCCUCUAAGGUAUCAAAUCAUGUUACAAUCAACCCCAGAAGCAGCUUGAGAUCUACUGAAGUUAGUUGUUUUCCUCGAACAUCUGCUGAUUCUAAGUUAGUUUCAAAAGAUGAAGAGGAGGAACAUAUACAUUACAGUUCAAAAUGUAAGAAAAAUGGUACCCGUUCUGGCACUGCUUGUCCAGUCCAGGUUGCUAACUGUUCUCCAAAUUCUAAGGAUGGCCUUAAAGCAUCUGUUCUGAAAGUUGUUGAUCACGAUCAAUUUAGAGGAUCAAAUUUGUCCAAACACUUUCCAGUAGCUGUUGGGGGUGAUAUUGCUGGAAAAUACAGUGACAAGGGUCUUUUUCCAUAUGAUCUGUUUGUCAAGCUUUAUAACUGGAACAGAGCGGAGUUUCAACCAUUUGGUCUUACGAAUUGUGGAAACAGCUGUUAUGCAAAUGCUGUACUCCAGUGCUUGGUAUUUACACCACCGUUGACCGCAUAUUUGCUUCAAGGACUUCAUUCUAAAUCAUGUGCAAGUAAAAAAUGGUGUUUCACCUGCGAGUUUGAAAGUUUGAUUUUGAAGUCAAAAGACACAAAAUUUCCCCUCUCACCUAUAGGCAUACUCUCUCAACUACAGAGUAUUGGAAGUCAACUUGGUAAUGGAAGAGAAGAGGAUGCACAUGAAUUUCUAAGGCAUGUAGUUGAAACAAUGCAAUCUGUUUGCCUUAUGGAAUGUGGGGUUGAUGCAUCAGAUGCAUUAAAAGAGCAAACUAAUUUAGUUGGUCUUACCUUUGGAGGCUACCUACGCUCGAAGAUACAAUGCAUGAAAUGUGGAGGGAAAUCUGAGCGCCAAGAAAGGAUGAUGGAUUUAACUGUUGAGAUAGAAGGGGAGAUAACAUCUCUGGAGGAAGCCCUUAAACAAUUUACGAGCACCGAGACUCUGGAUGGAGAAAACAAAUACCAUUGUGGCAGAUGUAAAUCUUAUGAGAAGGCCAAGAAGCAAAUGGCAGUUUCAGAGGCACCUAAUGUUCUAACAAUUGCAUUGAAGAGAUUUCGGUCUGGAAAAUUUGGGAAGCUUAAUAAGUCAAUUCGGUUUCCAGAAAUACUUGACUUGGCACCCUUCAUGAGUGGGACUAGUGAUCUGGCCAUAUACAGGCUGUAUGGGGUCGUUGUACACCUGGAUACCAUGAACGCUGCUUUUUCAGGUCACUACGUGGGUUAUGUGAAGAAUUUCCAGAACAGUUGGUUCAAGGUUGAUGACAGUGUGGUGACACCUGUUGAAUUGGAAACAGUCUUGACUAAAGGCGCAUACAUGCUUCUUUAUGCAAGGUGCUCACCUAGGGCUCCAAGAUUAAUCAGGGACAUGAUAGUGUCCUCGGAUUCAAAAAGCAAAGUCAAUGGAAAAUCUGUCAUAAUGAAGCACAAACAUGCAUCUUCACAUUCUGGUUCUGCUGAACGGAUCAUGUCUAAUUCAAUUUCUUCAUGCGGUUUACCCACUUUAGAGACUAUCCAUUCCAAGUUUCAUCACAUGAAAAGCAUCAUGGAAGAAGACUCAUCAAGUGAUAAUUCAUCCCUUAUCAGCAACAAUUCCGAUGAAUGUUCUUGCAGCACCGAUAGCACAUGUGAUUCAACAGGUACCGACGAAUUUGCUGAUUAUAUUUUUGGUAACUCAGUACGAGGCGGGGGUGGCGAUUCCUGCACAAGUUCGAGGGUGGACAUAGACAGUCAUUUGUAUAGGAGAAGACCGGUGAAUGUUGAAAGGAGUGAGGGAGGUGUUUCUCAUUUGCAUCAUAACACAAGUAUAGAGCAUAGGAAAUUAGAUACAUGUAGGAGUAGUAGUAGUUUUAGGGAGAGUGAUUCUUUUGAGAGAGCAGGAUCCAAUCAUUUUAGUCAUAUAAAUUCUGGUGUAUCAUAUAGAAAGACAAGAGAAAGAAAGGAUUGAAAUAUUUGAGUACCAUACAAAAGUUGGGAGCCCCUAAGUAAUAAAUAAUAGUGGGGAUUUUCUCUAUACUAUGAUUUUUUGGAGAUAGUUUUCUUUUACAGGUUGAUUUUAAAAUUCA
Messenger RNA from Medicago truncatula (barrel medic), 3558 nucleotides. RefSeq names its product ubiquitin carboxyl-terminal hydrolase 17. NCBI's taxonomy places the organism in Eukaryota, Viridiplantae, Streptophyta, Magnoliopsida, Fabales, Fabaceae. Gene Ontology annotation, biological process: protein deubiquitination. The transcript is spliced from 11 exons. The record is from RefSeq and is a predicted model, not a curated record. Bases 294 to 3440 code for a protein of 1048 amino acids. Gene Ontology annotation, molecular function: cysteine-type deubiquitinase activity. Gene Ontology annotation, cellular component: nucleus; cytosol.